AAACUCAACCACGAUCCUCGAACUAUUAGUUUGUUUUUUUGUUAGCACCUUGUUUUGUAGCAUGGCAGACCCCAAACUGCAGUGUCCAAAUAUAUAGAAUAUUUACUGUUUAAACGCUAUUUAAUACAUUUCAUCUUUUAUUAUUAUUACUUUUACAUUCAGAAGGAUCUCUAAGCAGAUGGGUAAAUUUUAUGAGCGAUCAGACAUUUUCAAAUACACAUGGGAUCAAGUAGCACAAGCUUUUUGGUCCAGAUAUCCUAAUCCAUUCAGUCAGCACGUUUUAUCAGAGGAUGUCGUUUUUCGACAAAUAAAAGACGGCAAGUUACAUUCUAAAAGGCUUUUGACCAAAACAAACAGGAUACCCAAAUGGGGGGAGAGAUUUGUCAGUACAAAGUGUGUUCGAAUAGUUGAAGAAUCUGUGGUUGAUCCAGUCAAUAAGGUUAUAACAACGUAUACAAGAAAUAUUGGUUUUAAAUCAGUAAUGACAAUUGAAGAAAAAUGCGUAUACCAGAUGUGUGAAGAUAAUCCAAAAUGGACCGUUGUGAAUCGUUACGCCUGGGUUUCGUCGUCAGUUUUUGGAUUUGCCCGAGCCAUUCAGGCAUUCGGAGUGGAAAGAUUUCGACAGAACUCAAUCAAAACUUGUCGAGGCUUCAAUUACGUACUGGAAAAUUUAUUUCCUCUGAUUCAUAAUCAAGAAACAGUUCCCAAUUUGAUAGUGAACAAAGAAAAAUUAAAGGACAAAGCAAAGAAAGCCACAGAAUUAGCCAAAUCAAAAGCUGAAGUUCUUGUUGCUGCCUGUAAUCCAAACAGUCAGUAACAAAUAUAUUUGUUAUUUCGGUACUUAAAAAUCUCUAUAAGAAAUUCUCAGUUGUAUAUGAUCAAAUUGAAUUUUUAAGUAGAAUAUCUAAAAUUAUUGCUCUAAAUAACUUUAGUUAAGCUUUUAUUUUCACAAUUUCUAAUAAUUAAGAUUGAGAGAGAAAAUCUUAAUAUUUUACAUUUAAAAACUAUACAAAUGUUGACAUUCAAAAACGUCUGAAUUCAAACUGCCAUAUAAAAGUAUCUUAGCCAUUCCUAUUUCUUUACUUACAAACCACUUUUGUACAGAUUAGCACAAAAAAAUUUACAUCAUAAUUUCUUUUCUUCUAUAUUAAUUUUUGUACAUUGAUCAAAGUGUAUAUUACAUAAAAUUUUUCAAUUAUGUUAAUAAUUAUACAGUAAAAUAAAUUGCACUGUU
Messenger RNA from Centruroides sculpturatus (bark scorpion), 1234 nucleotides. RefSeq names its product PRELI domain-containing protein 1, mitochondrial-like (gene prel). The transcript is spliced from 4 exons. The record is from RefSeq and is a predicted model, not a curated record. NCBI's taxonomy places the organism in Eukaryota, Metazoa, Arthropoda, Arachnida, Scorpiones, Buthidae. Gene Ontology annotation, cellular component: mitochondrial intermembrane space. Bases 179 to 817 code for a protein of 212 amino acids. Gene Ontology annotation, molecular function: phosphatidic acid transfer activity. Gene Ontology annotation, biological process: phospholipid transport.